Messenger RNA from Cornus florida, 1383 nucleotides. Its product is annotated as pheophytinase, chloroplastic. Lineage: Eukaryota; Viridiplantae; Streptophyta; Magnoliopsida; Cornales; Cornaceae. The transcript is spliced from 9 exons. The record is from RefSeq and is a predicted model, not a curated record. Bases 36 to 1187 code for a protein of 383 amino acids.
GCAAGUGACCACUCUGUUCAUCUGAAUCACUUGGUAUGGCGAGUACAAGUUGUUCCACGUUUCCUCUAUCCAAACACCACUUCCCCCUCUCGUAUUCCUCAACCCCAACAACAGCAAUCUUCUCCUCACCAAUUCCUUCUGCUCCAACCCUUCUUCCCAAAACACUCACUGUUUCUCGCACAACAUCAAAACCCCUCCUCUCUAAAUCAAAAUCAAAUGGUGGCCUCAUUGUUUCUCGUCUCAAUGAUUGUUCGAUCGAUGGUUCAACCAAAGAAAACAGCCCCCAAAUUGAAGUCAAAACCUGCAUGUGGAACUGGAAGGGUUAUUCUAUCCGUUAUCAGUACUCUGGGAAAAGUGGCCCUGCUUUAGUACUGGUUCAUGGUUUUGGAGCAAACAGUGACCACUGGAGGAAAAAUAUUCUGGUUCUGGCACAGUCACAUAGGGUAUUCUCAAUUGAUCUGAUUGGUUAUGGUUAUUCAGACAAACCAAAUCCUCGUGAGUUUGGAGUGAACUCCUUUUAUACAUUUGAGACAUGGGCCACACAGCUAAAUGAGUUCUGUAUUGACGUGGUGAAAGACGAUGCAUUCUUUAUAUGCAAUUCUAUUGGAGGAGUUGUUGGUCUUCAAGCAGUGGUUAUGGAGCCACGGAUCUGUAAGGGCAUAAUCCUUCUAAAUAUAUCUCUUCGUAUGCUUCAUAUUAAGAAACAGCCUUGGUUCGCACGACCUCUAAUUAGAUCAUUCCAGAGUCUCCUGAGGAAUACAGCUGUUGGCAAAUUUUUUUUUAGAACGGUUGCCAAACCAGAGUCAGUGAGGAAUAUUCUUUGCCAGUGUUAUCAUGACACUUCCCAGGUGACAGAUGAAUUAGUUCAGAUUAUCCUUCUUCCAGGACUUGAGCCUGGUGCUGCAGAUGUGUUUCUUGAGUUCAUUUGUUAUUCAGGGGGGCCUCUUCCUGAGGAACUACUGCCUCAAGUGAAGUGUCCCGUUUUGGUAGGAUGGGGUGACAAGGAUCCCUGGGAGCCCAUUGAACUUGGAAGAGCCUUUGGAAAUUUUGAUUGUGUAGAAGACUUCAUUGUCCUCCCUGACGUAGGCCAUUGCCCUCAGGAUGAGGCACCCCAUCUUGUGAACCCAAUUGUUGAGUCAUUUGUGGCGCGCCAUGCAAAAUCGGAAGCUAGUCUGCCACAAACGUGAUCUGAUCCGUUCUCAGAGAACGGUUGUUUAAUACCACAUCUCAUCUCAGCUGAAUUCCGAAUCCAGAAUAGGUGAGACUCAGAUUGAAUUGUGUAUAAUGAGACUAGUUUCAAACUAAUAAUUUUUUGGCUCAAGAAAAUGUAUAAAAUUUGAAGUGAUGAUUCAAUUAAGUGUGCUUGCUAUUGCAAUUUAGAUA